AGAGCCAGGCGGUCCUCGCUUCCCUGCGCCCGACUUCUCAUAGGCUGGGAAAGGAAAGGUUAAGAAACUUGACAUUGUCUCGGCCAGAGUGCGUGUAGCAACAGAUCAAAGAAAAAGAGGACGAAAAAACGUGCUCUUGGCUGCCUGUGGAUUGCGCCGGGGUCGCUUUUGUCUUGCGGGCUUCUGUUGGCUUUGGUGUCUGCACUCGGAAGGCUGCGGCGUGCGCUUCCACGCAGCUCGCUCCCUGCCGGAUGGGUCAUGGAAUUCUAAACAUGAGGCAGAUAGCUGAUCAGCUUCCUUGGAUUUUGCUGAUGACACCAGAGAGCUUUGCCUGAAGAUGGAAACGCUGGAGUCGGAGCUGACCUGCCCUAUUUGUCUGGAGCUCUUUGAAGACCCUCUCCUGCUGCCCUGCGCACACAGCCUCUGCUUCAACUGCGCCCACCGCAUCCUGGUGUCGCACUGUGCCACCAACGAGCCUGUGGAGUCCAUCAGCGCCUUCCAGUGCCCCACCUGCCGGCAUGUCAUCACGCUCAGCCAGCGAGGUCUAGACGGGCUCAAGCGCAACGUCACCCUGCAGAACAUCAUCGACAGGUUCCAGAAAGCAUCAGUGAGCGGGCCCAACUCCCCCAGCGAGACCCGCCGGGAGCGGGCCUUUGACGCCAACACCAUGUCCUCUGCCGAGAAGGUCCUCUGCCAGUUCUGUGACCAGGAUCCUGCCCAGGACGCUGUGAAGACCUGUGUCACUUGCGAAGUGUCCUACUGUGACGAGUGCCUGAAAGCCACUCACCCGAACAAGAAGCCCUUUACAGGCCAUCGUCUGAUUGAGCCAAUCCCGGACUCGCACAUCCGGGGGCUGAUGUGCCUGGAACAUGAGGAUGAGAAGGUGAAUAUGUACUGUGUGACCGAUGACCAGUUAAUCUGUGCCUUGUGUAAACUGGUUGGGCGGCACCGCGAUCAUCAGGUGGCAGCUUUGAGUGAGCGCUAUGACAAAUUGAAGCAAAACUUAGAGAGUAACCUCACCAACCUUAUUAAGAGGAACACAGAACUGGAGACCCUUUUGGCCAAGCUCAUCCAAACCUGUCAGCAUGUUGAAGUCAAUGCAUCCCGUCAAGAAGCCAAGUUGACAGAAGAAUGUGAUCUUCUCAUUGAGAUCAUUCAGCAAAGACGACAAAUUAUUGGAACCAAGAUCAAAGAAGGGAAGGUGAUGAGGCUUCGCAAACUGGCCCAGCAGAUUGCCAACUGCAAACAGUGCAUUGAGCGGUCGGCCUCCCUCAUCUCCCAAGCAGAGCACUCUCUAAAGGAGAACGACCAUGCCCGCUUCCUGCAGACUGCUAAGAAUAUCACUGAGAGGUGAGUGCAGGGGC
Castor canadensis (American beaver) is the source of this 1364-nucleotide messenger RNA. The record is from RefSeq and is a predicted model, not a curated record. Lineage: Eukaryota; Metazoa; Chordata; Mammalia; Rodentia; Castoridae.